Penicillium oxalicum is the source of this 243-nucleotide messenger RNA. RefSeq lists its product as uncharacterized. NCBI's taxonomy places the organism in Eukaryota, Fungi, Ascomycota, Eurotiomycetes, Eurotiales, Aspergillaceae. The record is from RefSeq and is a predicted model, not a curated record. The transcript has a single exon. The coding region runs from base 1 to 243 and encodes 80 amino acids.
AUGGCCAUUGACUCUUUCUCAGCGUUGGAUGGCCUGGAGGAGAGUUCAGUUGAGGGUACUAUUGUCUUGUAUCUGCGAUCUUAUAUCGAGAUGCUCAUGGAUGGUAUGGAGUCCAGGGACCUGGUGGACGGGACUUCGUUUAGAAAUGGCCAGGACGACGCCGAGACUGCCCUAGUUUACCCACCAAAUCCUUUUGGCUUCAACGAUGGCCGAUUUGAUUCCCGGGAAGGGUACCAGAGGUAG